AUGCAGCCCUCACUUGUUUUCACGAUCCUCGUAACCUUUGCCACUAUUGCUGUGGCAUAUCCCACACCAGAAAUGGGGGCGGAUUGUACUUCUUUGGCUCAGCAUGGCCUUCCUUGUAACAUUGUUGUCGUUGCCACUAGGGACCCUGGUUCUCCUGGUUCUCCUGGUCUGCUUGACUCUCCUGACUCUCCUGAUUCACCCGACUCACCCGACUGCCCCGACUUCCCUGAUUCCCCUGACUCUCCCGACUCGCCUUCUAGGCGUGAGGACGCUGAACCUAACUAUGCCCACCAGAGAGAGGCUUCUGGCUACCAGUCCAACACCAAGAGGUGUGACGACUAA
Messenger RNA from Suillus plorans, 342 nucleotides. RefSeq lists its product as uncharacterized. The coding region runs from base 1 to 342 and encodes 113 amino acids. NCBI's taxonomy places the organism in Eukaryota, Fungi, Basidiomycota, Agaricomycetes, Boletales, Suillaceae. The record is from RefSeq and is a predicted model, not a curated record. The transcript is spliced from 3 exons.